AUGAAUUUAAUGCCUAGUCCAACAUACCACUAUAUUUCACCGUUGGCCAGAUCAAGAUCUGAAGCACGUGGAGCCAGAUCGGUGCGACGCUCAUAUUCAUUCAGCCCAGGAUCCGGUGCAUCAUCAUUUGGAAGUGGUGCACUGACCAUGCCACAGUAUGGAUACGGUGGUGGUUAUAUGUCCAAGUCAUUGUCACGAACCUCUUCAUCAUUAUUUGGACGCUCACUGUACAGCUCGGUGUUAACUCGAACACCACCGCUUCAUAGUGUUGGUUUACAACGUAGUACACCGCACUACACUGAUAAGUAUCCUUAUGUAAGAUAUUCAUAUGGAAGCACAGAUACUGGCCUUGGAAUUCUUACGCAAACUGAAUCGAUGGCAACUAGGGAUUAUAGUAUGCAAGAUAUGAGAACGAAACGAUGGUUGCAAGGUCGAUCAAACGCCUAUAGCACAGGAUUUACUGCAACGCCUAAUUAUACUGCACAUAUUGAGCGUCCAAUUACGCCUGUACGAAAUUAUGUACGAUAUAUGCCUAUAGAAGAUGCGGUGAAUAUGUAUAAGAAACGAUGUAUGACUGUUGGCACAUUAUCUAAAUACUGGUUAUCUCCAACAUGGCAAUCACGUCGAGAAAAAGAAUUAAACCUCACUUCAGCGUCUACUAGAGGCGAUUAUUUGUAUGCUUCACGAUAUUCUAAUCAUCCUACCUACUCUCGUGUUGCCAAUCGUCUUUAUACGAAUUACUAA
This is a messenger RNA of Acanthocheilonema viteae, 744 nucleotides long. NCBI's taxonomy places the organism in Eukaryota, Metazoa, Nematoda, Chromadorea, Rhabditida, Onchocercidae. The record is from the annotation of a GenBank genome assembly.